AUGGGGAAAAAGAACAAUCUCCUUGAUAACUUCUCAAAGCGUCGCAAUGACCUUUUCAUGAAAGCCAGCAAACUUUGCACUCUUAAUGGUGCAAAACUUGCUCUGUUGGUGUUCUCGCCUGGAAAAAAGGCUUACGCUUUUGGUCAUUCAUCUUUUGGAUCUGUCAUUGAUAAGUUCCUUGGAAACAAGGCAUCACCUAGCAUCCACGGUGGCACUGAUCACCAUGUUGUUGCCAAUCACCAUGGUGAUAACAUUUCUGAGCUCAAUAAAAUUAUCAACCUUAAGAAACAAUUGGAAGCCAACAAAAAAUGUGAAGAAGUUCUUGUUCAGAUGAUACAAGAAGGCCAGCACAAGAAUUGGUGGCAGGCUCCAAUUGAAGAGAUGAAUCUGGAGCAACUUCUGAAGUUGGAGAAGGCACUGAAAGGGCUUAAAAGGAAGGUUCAGGAUGAAGUUAAGAGCCAGAUCAUGGCAGCAGGCAUAUCUCAGUUCUUGUUUGAGAAUGUAGUUUUGAAAAAUAUAAAAGGAAUGGAGAACGGAAAUAGAAGACAUGCGGCUAAUGGUAAUGGAGAGGCUAAUGGUCACGUAGAGUUUCCUAGGCCUAUCCAGUAUCGAGUUCUGGAUGGAGGAUCUCGUGUCCGAUAUUCGCCUUUCACUAGGUUUCUUCGUUGCCCUUGUAAGGAGACACAUGCCUACCCUAAUGAUCUUGUUCUGUCCAUUGAUGAUGAGCGCCGACAGUUGGUGGCUACUAAUAGGGCAUUAUUUUAG
This is a messenger RNA of Coffea eugenioides, 765 nucleotides long. Its product is annotated as agamous-like MADS-box protein AGL62. Lineage: Eukaryota; Viridiplantae; Streptophyta; Magnoliopsida; Gentianales; Rubiaceae. The transcript is spliced from 2 exons. The record is from RefSeq and is a predicted model, not a curated record. Gene Ontology annotation, molecular function: protein dimerization activity; DNA-binding transcription factor activity, RNA polymerase II-specific; RNA polymerase II cis-regulatory region sequence-specific DNA binding. The coding region runs from base 1 to 765 and encodes 254 amino acids. Gene Ontology annotation, biological process: regulation of transcription by RNA polymerase II.